AUGGCGCCGGAAUCGGCAGACGACAGCGUCCUUGUGGACGCACGACGACUGGAACGGUUUGUGUUCACGGCCUUCUCGGCCCUGGGUCUGAGCGAGUCCAACGCCCGGGACGCCGCGGACGUGCUGGUCAAGUCCGACGUCUACGGAAUCGAGUCCCACGGCGUGCCGCGCCUUGCGGGCUACGUGGGCCGGCUCAGGAACGGCUCCAUCGAGGGCAACCCGGAGGUGGUCGUUGUGCAUGAGCUGCCUUCCACGGCCCUGGUGGACGGCGCAAACGGCGUCGGCAUGGUGGUGGGCAAGCGGGCCAUGGAAAUCGCAAUACGGAAGGCCGAAGCCACGGGCGCGGGCUUCGUGUCGGUCCGCAACAGUUCACACUUCGGCAUCGCCGGCUACUACGCCCGCAUGGCGCUUGAGCACGACAUGAUCGGCUUCUGCAUGACCAACGUGGGCAGCGGCGGCGCCACGCCGGCGACGGGCGGCCGCACCGGCUUCUUCGGCACCAACCCCAUCGCCGUGGCCGCGCCCACCGGAACGCCUCCCGCGUUCGUCAUGGACUUCGCAACCACCGUCGUCGCAUCCGGCAAGCUGCAGAUCGCGCAGCGGCGCGGCCAGGAAGUUCCGCUCGGCUGGGUCGUCGACAGCGAGGGCAACCAGUCCACGAACCCGGCGGACAGGCACGGCGGAGGUUAUAUCCUGCCCCUGGGCGGCAUGCGGGAAACGAGCGGCCACAAGGGCUACGGGCUCCUGCUCCUGGUCGACAUCCUGUCCGGCGUGCUUUCGGGCGCGGCCGUUGGGGCCACGGCAACCAAGCUGACUCCCGAGGGCGCGCGAGCCGAGCAGGCCCGCUCCGACGGCGCAGGCUCCAACACCGGCCACUUCUUCGGAGCGCUGCGCGUGGACGGAUUCCGCCCCGUGGACGAGUUCAAGGCGCAGAUGGACGAGAUGAUGAGCGUCAUUCGCGGCUCCGAGAGGCUGCCGGGCUGGGAGCGCAUCUUCGUGCACGGCGAGCCCGAAUGGGAAGCGGAGCGCGACCGGCUCGAGAACGGAAUACCACUCGACCGGCCCACCUACGACUCCCUUGUGAAGGUGGCGAAGGACCUGGACAUACCCCUGGACGUGGAUCUGUAG
Geodia barretti is the source of this 1128-nucleotide messenger RNA. Lineage: Eukaryota; Metazoa; Porifera; Demospongiae; Tetractinellida; Geodiidae. The record is from the annotation of a GenBank genome assembly.